Phalaenopsis equestris is the source of this 1122-nucleotide messenger RNA. Its product is annotated as yrdC domain-containing protein, mitochondrial. The coding region runs from base 1 to 1110 and encodes 369 amino acids. The record is from RefSeq and is a predicted model, not a curated record. The transcript has 11 exons. Lineage: Eukaryota; Viridiplantae; Streptophyta; Magnoliopsida; Asparagales; Orchidaceae. Gene Ontology annotation, molecular function: double-stranded RNA binding.
AUGGUUGAUUUUCAUUUAGUUGUGAAGUUUGAUUCAACAAUAUGGAAUGUAAUGGCCCUCGCAACUCUCAAUAACUGCAACAAAAAGAAUCCGAAAUUUUAUUAUUCUCAUUUAUCGGUCAUCUUCUUCAUCGACAAGCUCAAUCAUCGCGGCAUCUCUAAUGUUGAAACCGGGAAAAAUGGCGUCGGAGGCCAUCAAGCCUUUCUCCGCUGCCUCCUCUUACUUCUCGUUCCGUCACUCCUUUGUCACCUUCCGCCCGGCGAUCCUCCGGCUGCCGCAGUGGCAGGGGGCCCCGGGGUUGGGCCUCACAAAUCGCCUACAAUAGCGGCCAAGCGAAGCCCUAAACGCCUCAAAUACUCCUCCCAGCGCCUUUACAAGAAGGGGGAGGAGAUGAUCUAUGUGGACAUGGACCCGGUGGUGGAAGAUACCUGGAAGCUGGAACCUGUGGUGAGGCUAAUCAAAGACGGAGCGGUCGGUGUAAUCCCCACGGAUACUGUGUAUGCUAUUGUUUGUGAUUUGCGAAGUUACUCCUCGAUUGAACGUCUUAGAAGAAUUAAGGGUGUGGGGAACUCAAAGCCCCUUAGUAUCCUGUGUCGUUCUUUACAAGACAUCGACACAUAUACGACAGGCUUCCCUCGGGGUAAUGCCUAUGGACAGACUAAUAUCUUCAGAGCUGUCAAACAUUGUCUGCCUGGGCCCUAUACCUUUAUACUACCUGCUAGUAAAGAAUUACCAAAACAAUGCAUUAGGAGUGGCUCUACUGCUAAAUAUUCAACAAGAAAGCAUGUCGGUGUUCGGAUACCCGAUGACAACAUUUGCCAGACCAUAUUAAAUAAACUUGAUGCUCCUUUGAUAAGCACAAGCGUCAAGUGUCCGGCAGAAAACCAGUGGAUGAUUAACCCUGUAAUGAUAGCUGAUAUUUACGAGCCGGAGGGUCUGGAUUUUCUUGUUGAUGGUGGAGUCCGAGUGGCAGAUCCUUCCACGGUUGUUGAUAUGACAAGAAUUCCUCCGACAAUUAUUCGGCUAGGAAAGGGCCCAAAGUUGGAUUGGAUGGAAGUUCAAGGUGAGGAUGCUUCAGCACAGGAAGCUCUCCUUCCAAUACCAGUUUGAGGCCUGAAUUUG